Diatraea saccharalis (sugarcane borer) is the source of this 2820-nucleotide messenger RNA. The record is from the annotation of a GenBank genome assembly. NCBI's taxonomy places the organism in Eukaryota, Metazoa, Arthropoda, Insecta, Lepidoptera, Crambidae.
AUGGUGAUCGGUGUAGGCACUUCGCCUUCGCGGAAACCGAAAUCCCGUAUUUACACGGUGCAGAAACCUCGGCUCCGACGAGCUGUUACUUGGAGUCCGAGGGGGCCCCGUAGGGGCUUGGUGCCACCUAUCGACUAUCUUCGGCAAGUAACGUUAGAUCUAGGGGGCGAAGGCGUAUUAGGAGCCGUCACAGAGCGCCAUAUGAUAAGGAGAGCACCUCCAACCCACACACAGCAAGCUAGGAGCACCGUACGAGCUCUGAUCAGAAGAUUUAACGAGGUGUCAGCUUGGGUGACUGAGUUGGUGCUUACUCAGACCUCAUCAGAAGAACGUAAAGCAGCGUUGGCUUGCGUGCUCCGGGUCGCGUUAACCUGCUGGAACAUUGGAAACUUUAACGGAGCAAUGGAGAUCGUUGCAGGCUUAAAGUCCAACAAGCUGAAGGCCUUCUGGUUCAGCAUAUCAGACGAGCCUCUACCGGCACUGGACUUCCUGUCGGCUGCUCUACUAUCAGCUGAAUACGAACGAGCGUUGGGCAGAGCGCUGGCGAUGCCUGAAUGUAGACUGAUACCAUUUUUUGGUGCCUUCUUAAGAGAACUCAGGGAGAUCCUGGCAGCAACCCCGGCACUGACCAGCCACUCGGUAGCAGCCACCCCUACACACAGAAGAGAAUUCAAAAGAGAAUCUGUCAAAGAAGACAGAGGCUCACAGAAGAAAGACCCGCGAAGGGAAAGCGGGAAAAGGGUGGACCAGAGUACCACCACCAGCCCCCUCAGAGAUAGCUGCAAGAGGGACGUCAGAGUUAGCGAGCCAAGCAGACAAGUGUAUAUAGCAUCGUUUGAUGAAGAUGGUGAGCAGGCUCCCGGGUGGAGGAGAGUCGGCCCCGAGGGUCUGGUGAAUUUAGAGAAGGUGUACAGAACACAAGCAGUCAUGGACCACAUAGCAAGCUUCCACCAGCACCAUUAUGCGCUGGCGAGAAAUAAUGCACCUAUAUUUGGGGAGUAUUUGAGAGCAGCAAUAUCUUCAUGUGAGGAGCCUGUCUUCUCUCAGUCUUCUCAGAAGACCAGUGGCUGUGAUUUCGAGAAUGAGGCUCUUUACGAGCUGGAAGGUGGGGGCUACUGUCCUGUGCAACCCUUACCUCACGACCAUGGAGUGACGAUGUUCCCUUUGGCACCACAGAAUGGUGAAAGAAUAGACAGGCAUGUUUUGCAGAUAAUGCAGCACGGCACCGCAUGCGUGGUGGGUGAGGCGGAGUGGGGCGGCGCGCUGGCGCAGCUGCGGCUGGAGCGCGCGUGUGCGCUGCUCACGUGGUGCCGCACCGCGCACACGCCGCACCACCACCACGGUGAUAUGCCAUCGGAGAAUAUACAGCAACCUGAAGUGAGCUUAUCAUAUAACCCUGAAGAAGUUAUACCCCUGAAGUAUUCCACGAAUCUAACGCACGAAAACGAAGCCGGCGUAGUGGCGGAAGAAGGCUUUAUCGACCUCCAAUGCGUUAAGGAUAUGCGUUUGGGUGGUAAACUCUUGGAGCCGCGUGAUAUCACCGAGCUGACCGCCUCCGCGCGGAGACACGGCCUGGAGUCUCACACUCCUCAUAUCAUCAGCUUGGUGUAUGGGAAGACGCUGAGUGAUAACAGAACAGUUCAUUUCGUGCUGCCAUCAUACUCCUACAAAGUAUGGGCAGUGGGUCUCCAUUCCGUCAUCAAGGCACUAAUGAGCCAAGCCAAACUGGCGGAUCGAAGUCUGGCAUGGUUGAAGAAUAAGUAUACGGCUUUAUACUACGAAGAUGGAUGCUGCUGCGAACCUCUAGUUUCUGACGCUAUAAGGGUGUUCGGCGGCAGGGAAUCUGUCUGUGGUAGUUCUUCUCACUCUACUCCUGUAAAGGGUGUCUUUAGCGAGUCACAUUCUGACUCAAUCAAAAGUGCCGGUAUUAAAUUUAAGAAAAAUAAAUCUACUUCAGAACUGAAAACCUGUUCACCCAAAAGCUACGGAUCCACACAUACAUCGGGAACAAGAAGUGAAGACGAAGUUGUACAGGGUUCACCACGACAUAGUUCUUACUCUGCCACCACGAGUCAUCAUCAUCCUUGUGCACCGCGACACAGCAGCUUGACCGCUGCAGCUACCAGUAUUAUAGCUGGCUCACCAAACAGGAGCAGCUUAAGAAGAUUAGAAACAAGCGAACGCUUUUGGGAGAACCUGAAGCAUCUAAGAACCGGCUCUGUUGGCUACGACACGCAAUUAGACUUCAUGGACUUCGUCGCUCUAUUUAGAAGUUUUAGCCUCGUGAUGCGUUCGGAAUUAAGGGAUGUAUUCGAGCAGUUGGCAGUGCCCAGGAAUCGUACGCCCCUGCUAGCAGCCGAGAGGAGUUUAUUAACACGAAACGGAUCGUUGGACUUGGAACCACCGAGUGAUAAGGCUGGUAGAAAGAAAGCUUUCGAUUUACUCGCAGCCGCUGCAUUACCAGGCGCCUGCCCAGAAGUGAGCGGGCGUGUGUUAUCGCUGCCCACGCUAGGGAAGUUCUGCGAGACUAGACAAAACGAGCCGAAAACUGAAGCACAAUUAAAGGACAUCAUUCAGGUGCUAAAAACGUUUACAUUACAAUUGUGGGUAUAUCGAUAAAUAUCGGUCGUUCACCUCAAAACAUCGGGUAUAUAGAUAGCGGCGGUUUUAAAGAAAACUUCUUUCUUUCUUUAUCUCUGUUAGCAAAUAAAUAAAAUAAGACAUGUUUAUGGUUUACAGUAAAAAACUAAAAUAGACUGCAGAAAUGUAUAUUUGGAGACAGUUUUAUUUUCAAUAAUUUUACAAAAAAAUCUUAAUUAA